AUGCCUAUAGGCGAAAUCAUUCUCACUGCUUUUAUUAAGGUAUUGUUUGAGAAGUUGGCCUCAAUUGACCUACUGAACUUUGCUCGUCAAGAGCAGGUUCACACUCUCUUCAAGAGAUGGAGUGGAGAAUUAAUUGAAAUUCAGGCAUUCUUGGAUGAUGCGGAGGAGAAGCAAAUAGAAAAUAAAGCCGUGAAAAUGUGGCUGGAGGAACUCACUGACCUAGCUUAUGAUCUGGAUGACAUACUAGACGAGUUUGCCACUGAAGCUUUACAGCAUAAGUUAACAGCAAAGUCCCAAGCAGCCAGCACAAGCAAGAGCAAGCUACAAGCCAUGAUACCUACAUGUUGUAAAGGAUUCAAUGCAACAACACUUUUGUCCAAUUUUAUGAAGAGUUCCACUUCCAAGAUAGAGGAAAUCACUGCCAGAUUGCAGAGUAUUUUUGAAAGAGGAAGUCAACUUGGUUUACAAAACAUUGCUGCAGGAGAAUCUACUAAAGCUUGGCACAGACCACCAUCUACAUCAUCUUUCAUAAAUGAACGUUGUAUAUAUGGCAGAGACAAGGAGAAAAAGGACAUAAUUGAUUUUCUCUUAAGGGAUGAGUCAAAUGAUAGCAAAGUAGGUGUAAUACCCAUUGUUGGUAUGGGUGGGCUUGGCAAGACCACCCUUGCACAGAUGGUAUACAAUGAUGAAGUGGUGAACAAGCAUUUUGAUUUGAAAGCAUGGGUCUGUGUUUCUGAUGAAUUCGAUACUAUGAGAAUAUCGAAAGUAAUUCUUGAAUCUAUUACUUCCAAGGCUUGUGAAUUUAAAGAAUUGAAUCAAGUUCAAGUUCAAUUAAAGCUGAAUUUGAUUGGAAAGAAGAUUUUAAUUGUUUUAGAUGAUGUAUGGGACAAAAAAUACAAUGAUUGGAAUGUUUUGAAGGGCCCCUUUAAUGAUGGAGUCCUAGGAACUAAGAUAAUUGUAACAACUCGUGACAAAGAUGUUGCAUCGAUUAUGGGAACCAUUCCAAACCAUUUAUUGCAGCGUCUAUCGGAUGAUGAUUGUUGGUCAGUGUUUGAAUAA
Messenger RNA from Camellia sinensis, 1059 nucleotides. Its product is annotated as putative disease resistance RPP13-like protein 1. The record is from RefSeq and is a predicted model, not a curated record. Lineage: Eukaryota; Viridiplantae; Streptophyta; Magnoliopsida; Ericales; Theaceae.